This is a messenger RNA of Rhodotorula graminis WP1, 585 nucleotides long. Its product is annotated as small GTPase-binding protein. Gene Ontology annotation, molecular function: GTPase activity; GTP binding. The transcript is spliced from 4 exons. The record is from RefSeq and is a predicted model, not a curated record. NCBI's taxonomy places the organism in Eukaryota, Fungi, Basidiomycota, Microbotryomycetes, Sporidiobolales, Sporidiobolaceae. Bases 1 to 585 code for a protein of 194 amino acids. Gene Ontology annotation, biological process: small GTPase-mediated signal transduction.
AUGUCCGAGAUCAGGCGCAAGCUCGUCAUCGUCGGCGACGGCGCGUGCGGCAAGACGUGCCUCCUCAUCGUCUUCUCCAAGGGCACCUUCCCCGAGGUCUACGUCCCGACCGUCUUCGAGAACUACGUCGCCGACGUCGUCGUCGACGGCAAGCGCGUCGAGCUCGCCCUGUGGGAUACCGCCGGCCAGGAGGACUACGACCGCCUGCGCCCGCUGUCGUACCCGGACUCGCACGUCAUCCUCAUCUGCUUCGCCGUCGACUCGCCCGACUCGCUCGACAACGUCCAGGAGAAGUGGAUCUCCGAGGUGCUCCACUUCUGCUCCGGCUUGCCCAUCAUCCUCGUCGGGUGCAAGAAGGACCUCCGGAACGACCCCAAGACGAUCGACGAGCUGAGGAGGACGAGCCAGAGGCCCGUCACGACCCAAGAGGGCGACAUGGUCCGCCAGAAGAUCGGCGCGACGAGGUACCUCGAGUGCUCGGCCCGGACGGGCGAGGGCGUGCGGGAGGUGUUCGAGACGGCGACCCGCCUCGCGCUCCUGUCGACCAAGGGCCGCAAGAAGGGCGGCAAGUGCAACAUCCUCUGA